Molecule: messenger RNA, 1023 nt
Organism: Gymnodraco acuticeps
Lineage: Eukaryota; Metazoa; Chordata; Actinopteri; Perciformes; Bathydraconidae
Product: olfactory receptor 2AT4-like
Exons: 1
Coding region: 1-1023 (340 amino acids)
Biological process (GO): G protein-coupled receptor signaling pathway
Cellular component (GO): membrane
Molecular function (GO): olfactory receptor activity; G protein-coupled receptor activity
Source: RefSeq, a predicted model, not a curated record
AUGUAUUUUCUCAGGACUGUUUUAAAUGUCUCUAACAUCAUCAUUCAUCCUCCAGGCUUCUAUAUCAUUGGGUUUGAGACGUUUCCCUUCAUCAGUGUCUACUUUAUCUUUCUAUCGUUUGUUUAUGUGGUCACAGUGCUUGCCAAUUGUUUGGUGAUCUAUGUAAUUUGCUUUAAUCGUUCUUUACACACUCCAAAAUUGCUGGCUGUGGUAAACCUCGCAGUAAUUGAUGUUAUCCUGAACACGUGCACUAUUCCCAGCAUGAUAAAGAUAUUCCUUGUUAAAGACAACUUUAUUCCAUUUAACCUCUGUUUGUUACAAAUGUAUGUCUACUACGCUUUUAUAUCUUUGGAGUCAUAUGCACUUGCUAUACUUGCCUAUGACCGGUUGAUUGCAAUAUGUUUCCCUCUGCGUCACAACUCGAUCAACACAAUGCAAAGCAUGUCAUGGAUUGUCGGCGUGACUUGGUUUUUUGGUCUGGGAGUAACAUUAUUUACAACAAGUCUAAUGUCUCGACUGUCUUUUUGUAAUUCUGUCAGAGUGUUUAGCUAUUUCUGUGACUAUGCGCCUGUGUUCAGACUCGCCUGUAAUGAUUAUUCAAUGCAGUGGGCUUCAGUUUCCUUCCUUACUAUUUUGAUACUUGCAGUACCCUUUACUUUUAUUCUCCUGUCUUAUGUGAGCAUUCUGGCGACUGUAUUCAUGAUGAAAUCUUUAGACAGUCGGGUGAAAGCUCUGGCCACUUGUGUGGAGCAUAUCAUCCUUGUUGCUGUGUUUUACAUUCCUAUUCUUACCAUAUUUUGCGUUGGGUUUUAUCUGGGUCUGAUCGACCCAGACCAGCGUGUGCUGAGUCUGUCGUUGGCCUCUUGCAUCCCACCUUGUGUCAAUCCUCUCAUAUAUUCUUUGAAAACCAGAGAGAUCAAAAUCAGAGUUCUGGCAUUGGUAAGAAGAAAUACAAUUGGCACACAACCAACAAACCCCCCAAAAACAAUCCUUUUAGGGUUGAUAAAACACAGCACUAAAUAA